AGACUGUGUAAAUUUUAUUGUGUGUGUGAGUGUGUGUGUAAUCUGUAUGACAUCUGCCUUCACCGUGAGACGCGAUAAAUAAAAACAUUAUUAAAUAUUUUUAUUUAUUUAAACUAAUAAAUAUACAUAAUUUAUAAAUAAUUAAAUAUUUUUAAAUAACAACUAGUUAGAUUUUAUAUUAUUAAAUAAAUUAAUUAACAAUUAGAAUUUAACAGUGAAAAUUAAAAGAGUAAUAUUAUUAUUUUUUAUUUGACCGUUACAAGCACGCUCUAAAUUUGACGGUCAAGUGUAACGGCUAAAUUAUAAAUUUAUUUAUUUUUAUAUCAACAUUUAUAUUUAACAAGCUAAAAAUUAAAAUGAGACCAGAUUCAAGAAGUGUAUCAUUUACAUUUCAUCGUGAGGUGUUGGCUGAUAAAAAUUCACCUCAAUUAUCACGUAGUCGUCGUAAUUUACGUCAACGUCUUCAGGAUAGAUUUGACAAAGACAAAGAUUCAAAAGUUGAUUCUAAAAAUAAAAUAACAAUUGAUAAAACAAAUGAUAAAGGCUGGAGUAAUUUGAGCCUUGGUAAUGUAUCUGCUGAUUCAAGAAGAGCACUAAGAUCUGGUGCUGAAAAAAUAUCAAAAACAAUUUCAUCUGUUCGUACAACAUUUGGUACUAUAUCUCAGAAAUUUCGUAGUUCAACAAGACGAAGACAAAUAUUGGAUGAACAACAAUCACCAAUAAAUGGUGCAUCAAGAUCAGCAACACCUCAGACACGUUCACGUUGUCUUCUUGGUCGUACACCAACAAAAUUAUAUUCACCAUUUGGUAUUGAGUCACCACGUCAUGCUUGGGGAAAAGAAAAUGACACAAUUUCAUCAACAGAAAUUAUUAAAACAACACGUGAACCCCUAAGACCAUUUCGUUUUAUUAAAUCACGUGGUUUUUCAACACUCAGAUAAACAUCAUCAAGUACCUCAAAGCAUUACAACAAAAAACAACAACAAAAAAAUGACUCAAGUCAACAAAGAUACUUAAAUAUACAUACUCAAUUAUUUAUUGUAAAAUUUUUAAUUUUUAAGCAGUAUUAUUGUCAAAAUUAUUAUUUUUUUUUAUUUUAAAACUAUCAUUUAGAUGGUUAUUAUUUUUUUAAUUAAUAUUUUUUUUUUCUUUUUUUAACUUUUAUAUUUUAUCAAGAGUAUUAUUAUAUUCCAAUGAGUAUACCAAUUUUACAAGUAAUUUUUUUAAUCAUGAUUGAAUAAAACGGUGAUGAAUCAUUGUAAAAAAA
Messenger RNA from Aphidius gifuensis, 1267 nucleotides. RefSeq lists its product as uncharacterized. The transcript has 3 exons. NCBI's taxonomy places the organism in Eukaryota, Metazoa, Arthropoda, Insecta, Hymenoptera, Braconidae. The record is from RefSeq and is a predicted model, not a curated record. Bases 357 to 941 code for a protein of 194 amino acids.